This is a messenger RNA of Paramormyrops kingsleyae, 4386 nucleotides long. It is a transcript of the gene klc2, whose product is annotated as kinesin light chain 2. Gene Ontology annotation, biological process: microtubule-based movement. NCBI's taxonomy places the organism in Eukaryota, Metazoa, Chordata, Actinopteri, Osteoglossiformes, Mormyridae. Gene Ontology annotation, cellular component: kinesin complex; cytoplasm. The record is from RefSeq and is a predicted model, not a curated record. Gene Ontology annotation, molecular function: kinesin binding.
GAAUUCUGGGAAAAAAGACCCACAAGCAGGCCUUUCCAGCUUCCGGCUGUCAUCGGUGGACAUCCGGUUGCAUGCGUGCAGACGGUCAGAGGGAUUACAACACAGCCCGGCGGCGAAUGAGCGGGGAUGGAAAGUACCGGAGCGGAGAUCCGCGCAAGCCCCAUCGCUGCUGUUCACUGAGUGUAACCUCGGUCCAUGGCCGAGGGGCCGAAAAGACGCCCGCUCUCCAACCCUGUUCCGCUGUACAGUUGUAAUCCUUUGUGAUGCGUAUUAUUUGAAAGCAGUUAAGGCGUCACAUAAACAAAGAGAAGCGUGCGAGUCCGGGGAGGAAUAAGAGUCCCGAACGAAGGAGCGUCUAACAAACAGCUACUGCUGACAUUGCACAGCCGGAGACACGGUGAGGUCAUACCUAGGAGAUGUCCACUAUGGUGUGUCCACAUGAGGAGGCCUUGGAGCGUCUCACGCAGGAUGAGAUUGUCCUUAACACCAAGGCUGUGAUACAGGGCCUAGAAACUCUACGUGGGGAGCAUGCUCAGCUGCUCACCUCCCUGCUGGACUGUGGACAUCCACCAGCAGCCCAGGAGAAGUCCACUCUGCUUCGCAAAAGCCUGGAGGCCAUUGAGCUUGGCCUGGGUGAGGCGCAGGUGAUUAUUGCUCUGUCCAGCCACUUGAGUGCAGUGGAGUCGGAGAAGCAGAAGCUGCGGGCACAGGUGCGUCGGCUGUGCCAGGAGAACCAGUGGCUGCGGGAUGAGCUGGCAGGAACCCAGCACAAACUGCAGAAGAGCGAGCAGAGUGUGGCCCAGCUGGAGGAGGAGAAGAAACACCUAGAGUUCAUGAACCAGAUAAAGAAGUUCGAUGAUGAUGUGUCACCCUCAGAUGAGAAGAACAAUGAGACCUCCAAAGACAGCCUGGACGACCUGUUCCCCAAUGAUGAUGACCACGGACCAGCCCAACGCAGCGGAGAGGCGGCAGCCCAGCAGGGUGGCUAUGAAAUCCCAGCUCGAUUGCGUACCCUCCACAACCUGGUGAUCCAGUACGCCUCCCAGGGGCGCUACGAGGUGGCCGUGCCCCUGUGCAAGCAGGCGCUGGAGGACCUAGAGAAGACCUCUGGCCAUGACCAUCCUGAUGUAGCCACCAUGCUCAACAUCCUGGCCCUGGUGUAUAGGGAUCAGAACAAGUACAAAGAGGCUGCACACCUGCUAAACGAUGCCUUGGCCAUCAGGGAGAAGACGCUGGGCAAGGACCAUCCGGCUGUGGCAGCCACGCUCAACAACCUGGCCGUGCUCUAUGGCAAAAGGGGCAAAUACAAGGAGGCGGAGCCUUUGUGCAAAAGGGCUCUGGAGAUCCGGGAGAAGGUUCUCGGGAAGUACCACCCCGAUGUGGCAAAGCAGCUGAACAACUUGGCUCUGUUGUGCCAGAACCAGGGCAAAUAUGGUGAGGUGGAGUACUAUUACCGCCGGGCACUGGAGAUCUAUGAAUCCAAGCUGGGCGCCGACGACCCUAACGUGGCCAAGACAAAGAACAACCUGGCUACAUGCUACCUUAAGCAGGGGAAGUUCAAUGAGGCAGAGUGUCUCUACAAAGAGAUUCUGACCCGAGCUCAUGAGAAGGAGUUUGGAUCUGUCAAUAAUGACAAUAAGCCCAUUUGGAUGCAUGCAGAAGAGAGGGAACAGAGCAAGGACAAACGCAAGGACUCUGGUAUUUAUGUGGAAUAUGGUGGCUGGUACAAGGCUUGCAAAGUGGACAGUCCCACAGUGAAUAACACCCUGAAGAGCCUGGGCACGCUCUAUCGUCGGCAGGGCAAGCUGGAGGCUGCUAAGACCCUGGAGGAAUGUGCAACCAAGUCCCGCAAGCAGGGCAUCGAUGCCAUUAACCAGAGCAAAGUGGUGGAGCUGCUGAAGGAUGGCAUGCUGGGCGCUGAUGAGCGGCGGCAGAGCCGGGACGGCCUGAACACUCCCGGGGGGCUGCGUGGUGAGGGGGAGGGUGAAGACAACGCUGAGUGGAACGGGGAUGGAAGCGGCUCCCUGCGCCGUAGCGGCUCAUUUGGCAAGAUCCGGGACGCCCUGCGCAGAAGCAGCGAGAUGCUGGUGAAGAAGCUGCAGGGCAGCGGCCCCCAGGAGCCACGCAAUCCUGGCAUGAAGAGAGCUUGCUCCCUUAACUUCCUGAAUAAGAGCGCAGAGGACCCCUCCCAGCAGCCCAGCAAUGGCCUGUCAGAAUCUAGAGGACUGAGUGCCAGCAACGUGGACCUGUCAAGGCGCAACUCUCUCAUUGGUUGAAAACAAAAGUUGGGGCAGGGCAGGAAAACGAAUGCCCUUGAUGGAGGUGUGGCUUAAUCCUGCUCAUUUAAGAAGAAGAAAUUGCUGAAGGAAAACAUUCAUUUAUUUAUAUAUAACAAAAAAAUGACCAUGGCUUUGACAGUGCGAUCAGUACAGGGAGAUGUCUGCUUUCUGUAAACUACACUGGAAAUGAUCAAAGAUAUAUAAGAACGACCAUGACCUUGAAGAGCAGCUGUAUAAACCUGCAUGCCGCUUUUAGGCUUGAGUUCUGGCUCUUUGGCCAGAAAAUUGAUGCAAGGUUCAAGGGGUAUGAACUGAUGUGUAAAAAAAAAAAAAAAAAAAAAAAAGGGGAGGGAAGAAAAAAAUCAGUUUCAUUCUUUGCAGACACUCCUCAAAUAUUAGAAGCAUACCACUAGCUAGGAACAUGUUACAUUAUGUAUCUUAACGUAUUUAAGUAGUGGCAUGAAUGGAGAAUGCUCCCUACAUGCUCAGCUCCGCAACUAUCAUCGUUAGAACUGUAUGUAAAAAGUAUGUCUACAAGUAAGAUUUGCUUGUUUUGAGAAUCAAAGAGUUUAAAGGGAAAAACACUUAAUUUGUGUGUAUUGCAAAAUCAGCAACAUGGUACAGCUGAAUUUCACUUUUUGCCUUCUUAUUUCUGUGUGUGUAUAUAUCGGUAUAAAUUAUUUUCCUUUGUACAUAGGGCAUAGGGAAUUUGUUUACAUCAUAGAUGUUAGGCAUGUCAUGUCAUAUAACUCUCUGUAAUAUAGUUUCACUUUGAUGCUUGCUGGAAACCAACCCACUUAACCCAAAACCCAGUUCCUAAGAUGAUGUGGUUCAGUAUAGGUGGGCGUGUCAGGGAAAUGACGAGAGAUCCUGCUCUGCUCGCUGCCAUUUGUAGUGCUUUCUUGUUGUAGCCCUCCUAUAGCAACCUGGGGAUGUAUUUAUUUUAAUUUGCGAGGGGGGGUGGACUUGUCUUUCAUGUUUCACAUCAUUAACCCCAUCCUUGUAAGUUUAGCUAACAAAGGCUUACAUGUUCAUCUCCUUUUGUCAUUUAUAAUUUAGAGGAAAUCCACCGUACUCUCAUUGGAUUAGAGUGCUCAUACAUUAUAGUGCGUUGAGUGUUAUGAAACCAGCGUAAAGGCUUUCCAGGCAGUACGGUAGCUGGCCAAUCAGCAUGGCAGCUCCAGGCAGAACAGUAGCUGACCAAUCAGCAUGGCAGCUCCAGGCAGAACAGUAGCUGACCAAUCAGCAUGGCAGCUGUGCCAUGUAACUGCUUUCAUAGGCAUUGCCACAUGAGCCCAGUAAGCACCUCAGUGAUAUUAAGGUGUUGCGCUGCUAGUGCUUGGAUUGCAGUUGCCAAAUAUAGGAAGGUUGUCAUGUUCUUCUGGACUUCUGUAAUUACGAACACGUAUAAACCCUUCAGGUGAACUGUGAAGAAAUUUAGUCUCUUUUUUUUUCUUAUCUAAUUGUCUCCACAGAGUGUCAGUGGUUUCUCAGUAGUGUGCGAUUCAGUUGCUGUCUAGUCCAUAUAGUGCGUACAAAGACGUGCUGGGGGACAAACCUACUGUAAAGGGGGGGGGGGGGCUGAUUGUCUCUGAGGAAAGCACUUGAUGGGUUUGAAUGUCUGCCUGACGGAGGUGGGGCUCAGUACUCAUGAGAGGAGGGGGAUGGUAGAAGUGGUGGGCAGAGCAGUGUGACGUUGAGGGGAUGACAGACAUUGAUGGAUGUUUUGUCUGCCUUGGCUGGGGAAGCUUUCCCCUGCUGUAAGGAGAUGAGUGAUGCAUGGUCUAUGGCUUUGGUCACUCAUCCUCACAUGCCUCAUUCCGACAAACCCUCUGUGUUGCUGCUUUCAUGUGAGGUCCAUGUGACGCUGUAACCAGGCGUGAGCAGCCAUGUGGGAUCCCUUCAGCAAGCCUGUCUCAUUUGUGUGUGUGUCUGUCCACUGUGGACCAUGCAAACCUGUCAGCCCCUCAGGCUGGGAUACAGUGACCCAGGUACCUGGGAGUGGACGGCUGGCUUGGGUGUGUUUGUAUUGCAUCUUACAGUGAGGGUUCCAGCCUGGGGAGCUUUUAAUAAAGGUUCAUUAAAUAAAAUUAUACUUUUCAAACUC